Carassius carassius (crucian carp) is the source of this 1630-nucleotide messenger RNA. RefSeq names its product beta-1,3-galactosyltransferase 2. The transcript has 2 exons. The coding region runs from base 85 to 1167 and encodes 360 amino acids. The record is from RefSeq and is a predicted model, not a curated record. NCBI's taxonomy places the organism in Eukaryota, Metazoa, Chordata, Actinopteri, Cypriniformes, Cyprinidae. Gene Ontology annotation, molecular function: N-acetyl-beta-D-glucosaminide beta-(1,3)-galactosyltransferase activity. Gene Ontology annotation, cellular component: membrane.
GGUUUGUCUCAUGUACUUCCGUGCACAGUGCCAUGCCAUGGCAGUGCUUGAUAAUGCGUAUUAAAUUCUACAAACAGAGGAAAUAUGACGGAAGACUGUGAAAAUCAAAGUCAUGGUCAAUCAAGUAGCGGAUGCAGAUCUCUUCGUUCAUGUUUUAUAUUCACCAUUCUUCUGUUCCUGUUCCUGUGCUACUACAUUGUCCCCAAUGAACUAUCAGGAUACUGGGCUGUAACAGUUGGAUUAUUUUUUCCUGAGAAAUUCACCAUUAAAAUGAUCAACGAUUCUCUGAAUACAGUGCAAGCAGUGACUUCUGUGGAACCGUGGAAGCCUCCGGAGCCAUAUUGUGUGGCAUACCCACACAAGUAUAAUUUAGUUUUGAAUGAGCCAGAGAAGUGCCAGAAGGAAAACCCCUUCGUGGUAUUAAUGGUACCAGUAGCUCCAAGCAAUACAGCUGCUCGAGACGCCAUCCGUUCUACCUGGGGAUCAGAGAGGUUAGUUGGGGACAAGACCGUGAGCGUAUUAUUUCUGUUGGGUCUCCCGACUUCAGAAGAAAGAGAAACGCUUCAACAAAAUUUGCUACAGGAAAGUGAGAAGUAUCAUGACCUUAUACAAAGUGAUUUCUGGGACAAUUACUACAACCUCACCAUUAAGACAAUGGUAAUGCUAGAAUGGCUGACUGUUUACUGUCCGAAUGCCCUCUACGCAAUGAAAGUUGACUCUGAUGUGUUUCUCAAUGUGAAAACCUUAGUCAAUAUGCUUCUAUCUGCCCCAAAGCAGAACUAUAUGACUGGACUUGUGGCUAGGAAUGCAGUGGUACUGAGAAAUCCUGAUUCUAAAUGGUAUCUUCCAAAAACUGUUUACGAGCCACCUUUUUAUCCACCCUAUGCUCUGGGCUUGGCAUAUGUUUUCACCCUUGACCUGCCAGAGAAACUUGUUAAGGCAGCCCAACUUGUCAAACCGGUUUACAUAGAGGAUGUAUUUCUAGGUCUAUGUAUGACGCAUCUAGGAACUGAUCUGACCAAUCCACCUGAUGGAAGCCUAUUCAAUGUCUUCCCUGUAGCAUACAACUGCUGCCGCUAUUCAAAACUCAUUGCCACAACGACACGAAGCUUGAGAGACCAAGUUGACUUUUGGAAGGAUUUACAAAGACCUGGUCCAUAUUGCUAACAACAAAUAGUUAAAUCUGUGUAAUGGUCACAUGACUUACAUGCAACAAAGCUUGUCUGUCUUUUUAUCCAUGGACAACCAAAAACAGGCAAUAACAAAAUCUGGGCUAAUUAUGUGUCUUCAGGUUCACACAGCACAAUUUCAGCCCUGAUUUUAGCUUGGAAAUUGCAAAAAAUGUGCUCAUUCAUGUAGUGUGUGUUAUGAAAGACUGUGUGUCUGUGUGUUGUCAUUGACCUGUCAGCAACAACAUUUCACAGUCCUACGAUGUGAAAUGUGUUUUGACUUAAAAUGCAUCAGCGACGACCUACAGCCAAUGAGCUGGUCAAAGGGAAGUUCAGGGGAUGGAGUCAGUCAUAGAUAUGCAAAAACUUCCUUAAUUGUUUUUAUUUUUUUUAUUCAUCAUUGCAAAUCAGUGUACAGACAACUUGCUGCCCAAAUGAAUAAAUCCAUUCUUCUAUGAGAA